Anthostomella pinea is the source of this 1920-nucleotide messenger RNA. NCBI's taxonomy places the organism in Eukaryota, Fungi, Ascomycota, Sordariomycetes, Xylariales, Xylariaceae. The record is from the annotation of a GenBank genome assembly.
AUGUCCGCGGACCUUUUUGCCGAGUUCGUCGACUUCUCCCAAUCGCAACCACAGCAAAGCCAUUCCAAACCGUCGACACAACCUCCACCGCCGAAAGCAGACCCCUUCUCGCUCGAUGCCAACCCAUCAUAUACGAGCAGUAUUCCGUGGCAGCAGAACCAGCAAUGGGGAAGUUCUUUGGCGCAACCGAGUCCAGCUGGACAGUGGCCAGGUAGCCAACCAGGUGCGCAGGGCUGGGCAGGGUCUUCGACCGUGGCUGCACCUCAGCCCGUCGCGCGCGAGGAGAAUGAUGACGAUGAUGGAUGGGGCGACUUUGAGGUUGCUCCCGUCGCUACUCAGUCGCCUGCGUCUCUGCCACCUACGACCGCAGCUUCGAAUCGGAUACCUUCAAAGCCUUCGACACUCGCUCAGCAACCCACUCUACAACGGACAAGGAUCGUGCGGGCUCCUACUUUAGACUUAAUGACAAAUAACCUUGUUGAUAUUCCGGGCACUUCCACCGUGCCAGAUGAAGUGAGACGACCCUCCUGGGCGCAAGCUUCACUCCAAGAUUUCCAAAAGCCUUCUCCCUCGGCUAGCUCGCAAAAGUCACGUAACAAACCUAUCAAGGCAGAUCCCAAUGUCUUGUUUGAUGCAGGUGACUUCGAAGGUGAGCAGGACGGCGGGACCGGCGAUGGAGAUGAUGACUUUGGAGAUUUUGAAAGCGUGGCAUCCCCAGCCCAGCCGCAACCCGAUCUCAUAUCCAAGUCUUACUCUACAACCUUCGCACCAACCAACGCAAGAGCUUCUCAGCUACUUUCGGGCCUGAGCUCGAACGAGCCGCAUUCGCAAUAUCCUCAGCCCCCACGAUCUCCGUCUUUCCAAGAUAGGAAUCCAUUCCCAGGCCUCGCGAUAGCUACGCCUCCAGAAACGCAGAAGCAGCUCACGGACAAACCCAAGUCUACGCCAGUAACGGCAUGGCCAGGGGCUGAGAUCGCUUCCCCGGGAAGCAAUGGUCUCGAAGACGAUUGGGGAGCCUUUGGUGACUUACCUGAUGAGCCUGGAUCGUCCAACUCAAAAGAGGUAGGCUCUAGUUGGGAUUGGGACUCGGUUGAUGUAGAGCCGGUCAAACCAACGAAAGAAACGAAAUUGCCGAAACCGACGCAACCGACCUCAGCAAGCGCUCAGAAGCCCAUCACUUCUACUUCUACUGCUACGGAAACCGAUUCUACGUGGGACUGGGAUUCGGUUGACGUGAAGGGUGAAGCACCGACAGAUAUCGAGGAAGAUGGUUUGCCACCAGUCAACAUUCCGCCGCCCUCGAUACUAUUAUCAGCCUUUCCGCAACUGUUCGACCAAGCAAACAAUUCCCUGUAUAAGCCAAUCAGUGGGCAAUCGUUCUCCAUAAAGAACCGGAUCCUAUCAGACCCAAAGACGUUUGAGUUCCUUAAAGGCUAUCUGAAUCUGGCCACAGUCGCCGCUCGCAUCAUUGCCGGGCGCAAGCAGAGAUGGCAUCGGGACAAGAUCCUAGCUCAGAGCAUGUCAAUAUCUGCUGCAGGAAGCAAAGGCAUGAAGCUUGCUGGGGUCGACAAGGCACAGACUGUUCGGGAAGAUCGCGAGGCUGCUGAUGUCGUGGGCCACUGGAAGGAGCAAGUCGGCCGCCUUCGGUCCGCCGUCGCUGCCGCGAACUCAUCAACCAAGAACACCUCAGAACAGCUCAAGAUACCUGAGAUCACAGAGGCGAUGCCGAUUCAGACCCAAAAGGGUGGCCCGACCGCUCCGAAGGCGUGUGUCAUCUGUGGUCUCAAGCGCAACGAAAGGAUUCCCAAAGUCGAUUACGAAGUGGAGGAUAGCUUUGGCGAAUGGUGGAUUGACCACUGGGGUCACCUUACAUGCAAACGAUUUUGGCUCCAGCACGAAAGCACUCUGCGGCAGAGAUAA